Molecule: messenger RNA, 3784 nt
Organism: Periophthalmus magnuspinnatus
Lineage: Eukaryota; Metazoa; Chordata; Actinopteri; Gobiiformes; Gobiidae
Product: leucine-rich repeat flightless-interacting protein 1-like
Exons: 6
Coding region: 123-944 (273 amino acids)
Biological process (GO): regulation of DNA-templated transcription
Source: RefSeq, a predicted model, not a curated record
CUCCCCGUACUUCAGGCCUGGGCGUCGGCAGCGCGUUCACGUCUGCUGCGUAGGAACCAAACAUCACAUUACUCACCCAAAUCUGGGUUUAUUACGUAAAAAAAGAAAUAUAACUUAUCAAAAUGCUUUCGGCCACGCUCGACAGCAGUGGCUCCCCAAAGAAACGAGCCUUUUCUCGGGCAGUGAGCGAAGACGAGUCCCUCCGAAGCUUUAUAAAGGAGGCUGAGAGUUCAUCCAGGCGUUUGGCACGAAGUGACAGUCGAGCAGGGACAUUGAAAAAGAGGACUGAGAGUCAGACUGAACAAGAACUCUUCACGGGACUACCAGAAAUGCUGGAGCUCCAGGCAAGCUACGAGGAGGCUGUGGCAGAGCUGCGUGGGCUAGAGGUGGAGCGCGACACACUGCUGUUUCAGGUGGACGUGCUGCAGGACUCUCUGGAGGGAGUGGAGGAGCUGCUGGCAGAGACCCAGAGAGAGGCAGGGCAGGCCAACGCUGAGCUGGAAAGAGAGCGAGAAGCCCGGAGGAAACUGGAGGGAAUGGUCAGCUCUUUAAUGAAAGAAGUGGAGAGGUUGAAAGAGGAAAGAAAUAAUACUCUCACUGAUAAAGGAAGUCAGAACGACACCAUUAGACCCAUACUGCCCUCUGCUGGUGACAUGGAGAUUGUUGUGGAAAAGAUUCGAAAGUUUGUGAGUAUGUCUCCGAUGCGUGUGCCGUCUUUGGCCUUGGACAGGCCCGCGUCUGAGGAGGGCGUUCUGCAGAGGCCUUGUGAAAAUGGUGUAGAUGAUGAAAAGACGGAUUCGGACAGCAUUAGUGCCUACGAGGACGCUCCUUCCGACACUCCUGACAACGACAGGCUGUUUCCAGGAGAGGACGCCACUGCAGACCUGCCCCACGAUUCAGAGAACACAGCUGAAAAGCAACCAGAGGCGUGUGUGGUUUCUUAGGGGAAUGUUUUGGUCUGUAUUUUGUUUGUUGAUAUCAGACGAAGGGCCACUGCAAAAACUGUAUCAGGGCAAUUUAGUAAAAGAGGGAGUAUUAUGCGAAAUCUUUUUUUUUUUUUUGCUUUCUACCAUGCUAUAACGUUGUUCUUUCAUCAAAAACAUGCUUGAAGAGGUUUUAGAUGUCAUCCUUGCAUGUUUCAGUAAUCUAGCGAUCUCUUCUGGGCCCUAUAGGGAGGAGUGACUUAGCCUGGAGAGCAAAGGAAAACAUGUUAAUACGCUGUUUUUGCUGAAUAUAUAGUGUACCAUAGAAGAACCAAUGAACCAUAUAGCUUUAGUUUCAUAAAUACUCUUCUCUUUCAAAGAAGCCAAAAUAAUAAGGGACCAAUGUUUUUAAGGGAAAAAUAACUGAAUUGCAGGGGCCAUAAUUCUGACCAAAUUUCAAGAAUUUUUUUAACUGUCUUUUCUUACCCCUACUAAUAGUUUUUACAGUGGUCCUAAUGUUUUUCAGACUUAAGUGUUUCUUUAAAUUUACAUUGUACCAAGACUGUUAAUUUCACUGUAUAUUAAUAAUAAGCAUAUAUUAUUGAAAUCCUUCCCUACGAUGAAUCUCAGGAUCAAAUUUGUUUACUUGCCAAAUUGUCAAUUUGUCAACUUAAUCUUUUUAAUGUGUCUUAAGAUUUUUUUUUAAGUUUUUACUUGUAGAACAAAAUGUUCCUUUGCCUUUUUAUGGAUUUUCAUUUUUAAGGGUUGAUGAUCUUGGAGCGAUCAGGGACACGAAACAAAAGAUUAAAGUGUAUCCAAAACACAGUUAAGCUCCAAAGGUAUUCUGCCCUCAAAUAUCAAACAAGGGAAUUUUCACACUGUACAGUACUGAGCAAAGGUCUUGAAGAUAAGUAUAUGCCAAGGCACUGGUCCUAUCUCGCAAUUAAUCAGCUAUGUACACAUUACAUAGACCAAGAUUCUUAUCAUUGAGGUGAAAUCUUGUUCCUUGGAAUUCCAGUAAAGUAACAAUCAGAGUUGUGUUUAUUAAAGCUAAAUCUUAUUUUAUCAUCACUUUUGCCCAGUGCUUUUCAUUUGGCCAAAAUGUUUUCCAAGAUAUUUCUGUAUAGGUUUAAAAGGGUUUUAAUUUUAUCUGCUUGACAUUAUACUUUUUAUUUAGGUUUUAGGGAUAUUGGUUGCAUAAGCACUUUUUUAAUGGUGGCAGUAACUUAAAUAUAUAAUACAUUCCUAAAUCCCUUUAAUAAUAACCAAACAUGAUUAAAAAGAUGGGUUUUGUCCUGCAUUUUUGCACAAUUGCAGUGAUAAUAAUCUUUGCUGUAACACUUUGUAUUUGAAUAUCAGUUUUUAAUGUUUUAUAUAAUAUUGAUUUUUUUUACAGUUCACUUUGUAGCGGUUUGCAUGAGCACAUAAGAUUGUACGUGGAUUUCAGAGCAUGUCAUGAAGUAAUGAGUUCUCUCAAUAUUUUUGCACGCAGUUUAAACAGAUCCUGUUUAUCAUGGGGGCUGCAUAAUAUUAGAUUAGUAAGUAUAUAAAUCAGGGUUUAAUAUGUGUGAACAUUUAGUGACUAUUAACCAGGAUUAUCUGAGAAAGGUUUAUGAAGUUAUGACCUAUAUCGUUUAAUUAUCUUUACAAAUCAGUAAUUCUUAUGUUUAGGUAGUGUUUAAGAUUUAAGAUGCACCAAAAUAGCCUAAACUUGGUUCCUUUGUCGAUUCUAAGCGUAUGUGAUAAUUUUGUUAAAAAAAGAACAUUAAAUAGUAUAUUUUUUAUUUUGAUAUUGUGCAGCCUGAUCCAUAAGACUCAAUACUACAAUAAUAUUAACAUAACUCUAUUUAAGUACAUUUACUGCCAAACCACUGUCAUGUCAUUUCAUCUGGUGGAUGUUCAGAAUUAGUAGAACCUAUUGAUGCAGAGAGCUGUGGGUCAUGUGACUGGGUCCUAUGUACCUCAGGCCUUUUUUUUUAUGAUGCUGGUUUCACAACAGCAACCUCAAGACUCAGCUAAACUUGUUCAUGAUAUUAGAUACAAAAAAGAAGUUUAAAAAGAAGCAAUGAAUUUUAAAUUCUCUCCUCGGAGCAUCUCUGACCAGGGUUGUAUCAGAAUUGACCAAGCCUCGGAGGAGGAAGUGAAAUGUCUUAACUUGCUUAACUUACUAAUGCUUCUUUGAAAAUGUUAGGUUUUGUUUUCACUGUAGAUUUGGUUUGAACUCCUGCAUUUCUUUUUCAAAUAGGGCUGGGCAAUAUGGAAAUUUAAAAAAAAAAUCUUUUCUGGUAUUGAUCCAUUGGUUUCUUAUGGGAAAAAAAACUUUCUUUUUUACAAUACAUUUAAACUACAUGCCUUUACUGACAGAGGAUUGGUUAUAUACCUCCUCGCCAACAAAUGAGAUCUGUAAAUGAUUACAUUUAAAUCUUAAAUCAAAUUUGAUGAAUUUUCCGUCCCUAUGUUCAGCAAAUAUUUUUACCUUACCACUUAUGAACGGCUGGCCUGUCAAUUCUGGUUGGUUACAUCUUUAGCAGUUGUGUUUACAUGUGAUCCAAUAACAUGCUGGUGACAUUAAAGGAACAACGCUGCCUUAAGAAGCAUAUGUAUGAAAUAAUCACAUUUGCUGGGACACUUCCUCUGAGACAAUCCACAGUUUUGUCAUUUGAUUUUCACUUUUAUCACAGUUGUUUUACUACUGAAUCUGCCUGACCUCACAUUUUAUAUCAUGAUUUUAAUGUGUCAUUUUUAUUACUUACCAAAUCACUGAAAAUGUGUGUGUUUGUAUCACUUUAUCCAAGCCUCACUUAAAUGUGCUGUUUGUGACAUGAAUGGAGUUGUAAUUAAAACUCAGAAACAGAUCAGAA